Linum trigynum is the source of this 2162-nucleotide messenger RNA. The record is from the annotation of a GenBank genome assembly. NCBI's taxonomy places the organism in Eukaryota, Viridiplantae, Streptophyta, Magnoliopsida, Malpighiales, Linaceae.
UCCCACACCCAUAACUACAGAAUAAGAGCCGUACGUUAAGAACACGACGAAGAAAACAAAGGGAUCCCGUCACCACCAAUGGCACAGAUGCCUUACCAACUCAAAUAGCCGGAGAAUAAUAAACAACACCAACUGGUCCAUCGAUAUUACUCUACGUAUAUAAAUGCGGUCUAGAAAGCUGCUUCCCAUUUCAUACAAAUCACAGACACGUAAAAAAGAAAUAAUAAUAGACAAUUAAUGGAGAGUUUGUUAGUACUACUGUUGUUGUUGGUCCCAGUGGCAGCCCAGCUGAUUACUCAAUCGUUGUCGGCCUUUCCGACGGAGCGGCGGGACCACCGUUGUGGCAAACUCAGCGACGGGGCUUGGGGUGCGUGCGACCGGUCCAAGGGACGCUGCUGUGGUCGGUGGGGUUACUGCGGCGACGGCGACUCGUAUUGUGACUGGUUUCAUUGUACCAACUAUUGUCCAUCACCGUCGACGCCGCAGCCUCCUGCUUCCGGAGGAGCUGGGACGGGAACGGUAGUGGUUACCGCUGUCGAAAACCACCACAACGAUCAUCAUCAUCAGUCGCGGAGCCAGAAGUUGAAAUCAGACCAUCAUCAUGUGAUCAUAGCCGCCGCCAUUAAUGCAUCUUCUUCUUCGUCGUCGUCGUCAUCCUGUGCAACUUCCCUCUCGAGCCUGCCCUUGUCUGCCCUUCACAAGUAUCCUUGGGCUGCUUUAGCACCUCGAAAUGGAAAUGCUACUACCUAUUGCGGCCGAUGUUUGAAGGUAACGAAUCUUGGUGUCGGAGGAGUUCAUCAUAAAGUGAAGGUACGUGUUGUUCGCGAAGGUGACAAUGAGGGGCUGGAGUUGGACGUGGACACCUUCAACAAACUCGACAUCGAUGGCCGUAAAGAUGUCGCAGGCCGUCUUUCAGUGGAGUAUCAGUUUGAGAGUUGUUGAUGAAGAGUAUGAAUUGUGUAACAGAUUCAAAUCUUCAACGGUACAUUUGCUCCGCGACGACGUUUUGCCGAUACCAAACUCCACUUGACGAGACGAUGGCGUUUUAACCCCAGACAUCAAAGAGUAUGAAUUGUGAAAAAAGAAAAAUAGCAAACGCAUCGAGUUUUUCGUUUUCAUGGAGUGUCGGGUUUAUGCUUUAUAGUAGAAAGAAAUAAGGUAUCGACUACUUCUACGAGUCGAAGAAAACGGCGGAAAAUAAAUGUUUAUGUGCUAUAUAUAAACUCUGGUUUCUAUUUCAACUUGAGUGCAACAAAUAUAUGUGAGGAUUUAUAUGUCUAUAAACAUUUGGGGAACUCCUCAUCAUUGAAUUUGGUGAAUUGGAAAAUAAAAUCCAUGAAAAACUCACUAGCAAAUUCUUAUUUUCGAUCUGAUUGGCUUUUUCACAAUUUCAUUUUUUCUAAUUGGAUUUACCCAAUUUGAUCAAUGAAAAGAAACAUAGGAAGAAGAUGAGGGAGAUUGGCAGAAGAAGAUCCCAACUUCUCAUAGUCACAUAAUCCCAUCCCAAACAUUCUGGCAUGUAGCAAAUCAGCCUCAUGAAUUUUCGAAAUAAAGCUGGAUUCAUCUCCACCACAGAUUUGGCCAAAGCUGCAACUACCCUGAUGGCCCAGAGGUCCUAUGGCCAUAGCCAUUCAGAUAUGGCAAGUUCUUCCUUUUGCAAUUAGGCGGCAUCUACCAAAGAAAGUAUAUGAACCAUUGAUUGAAUUAAGUGCAUUCUUUCAAGAAUUGUGCUGCAAAUGUCCGAGUGUUGAUGAUCUAGAUCGCCUUGAACGUCAAAUCGUGAUGACCUUAUGCAAAUUAGAGAUGAUAUUCCAUCCUUCAUUAUUUGACAUCAUAGUUCAUUUGUGUGUUUACUUGCCUACGGAGGCUAUGAUUGUUGGACCACUGCAAACAACAUGGAUGUACCCAUUGGAAAGUUUUUUGCGAACUCUUAAGUCUUAUGUUCGUAAUAAAGCUCAUCCAGAGGCUUCCUUAUAGCAUAAGCAUAUAAAAUUGGUGAGUGCUUGACUUUUUGUUCAAUGUAGCUCGAUGGUAUUGAUACCAAGUUUAAUAAGCUCCCAAGAAAUAAUGACGACAAUGGAAGUUCUUGUCGAAACUAGAGAUGAUAUUCCCUCACCUCUUCAUAUUCAAUGUUGCUUUUCUAAUAAACAAUAGGUAUGACA